UGUCAGAAACGCGCAGCUCAGAUACACACUGGGCAGCGCGUAGUCCACUUCGCAACCUUCCGGCAGACCAUGUCCACAGGAGGUGCCAUGGAGAACAGCACGGGCACAGGGUCGGCGGAAGAUUUCUUCAGGCGAGACCCGCGUACCGCCGACUGGGCUCUAGUGGGCAGCAAGCAGUUCAUCGUUUUUCUAAUUGUCGCUUAUGUCUACAUCGUCAAGAUCGGCGGACCUCGGUUCAUGAAGGGCCGCAAACCGUACGACAACAUCAAGCCCCUGAUCGUGCUCUACAACGCUGCUAUGGUGCUCCUCAACUGCUACUUCGUCGGUGCUUUCUUCGCGAGGACCUACUGGACAGGCAGGUACAGCCUCUUCUGCCAGGGCAUUGACUUUCAGGCACGGGACCCGCUGACGAUGAGCAUGCUGUCUCACGUGUGGUGGUACGUGAUGGUGAGGAUCGCCGACUUCCUGGACACGAUAUUCUUCGUUCUGCGCAAGAAAGACUCGCACAUAUCGUUCCUGCACGUCGUCCACCACAUCUUGGUCGUCUUCAACGGCUGGUACGGCCUUGCCUACGGAGCCGAUGGCCACUCUGCUUUCGGCAUCAUCUUCAACAGCUUCGUGCACGUGGUCAUGUACUCCUACUACUUCUUGUCUCUGUUGGGACCUUCGGUGCAGAAGUACCUGUGGUGGAAGCGCUACCUCACCCAGUUCCAGCUGGCUCAGUUUGUAAUCAUGUUCUUCCACAUGACCAUACCGCUGUUCGUGAAAUGCGGCUACCCCCUGGCGCACAUAUUCAUCACGUUGCCGCAGGGCGUCUUCUUCUUCACAAUGUUCAUGAACUUCUACAUUAAGAGUUACUGUAAUCGAAGGAGGGGGCAUCAGCCUCGCGACGAGAUCAAAAGCAAAGAUCAGUAAC
Molecule: messenger RNA, 916 nt
Organism: Rhipicephalus sanguineus (brown dog tick)
Lineage: Eukaryota; Metazoa; Arthropoda; Arachnida; Ixodida; Ixodidae
Product: elongation of very long chain fatty acids protein AAEL008004
Exons: 1
Coding region: 70-915 (281 amino acids)
Biological process (GO): fatty acid elongation, polyunsaturated fatty acid; fatty acid elongation, saturated fatty acid; fatty acid elongation, monounsaturated fatty acid
Cellular component (GO): endoplasmic reticulum membrane
Molecular function (GO): fatty acid elongase activity
Source: RefSeq, a predicted model, not a curated record